UGGCAGGCCAUCUCUCUGACUGUGAUUGAGAAGGUACAGAUUGCAGCCAUUAUCCUCGGCUCUCUGUUCCUCAUCGCAAGUAUUUCCUGGUUGGUUUGGUCCUCUCUCAGCCCCUCAGCCAAAUGGCAACGGCAGGACCUUCUCUUCCAGAUAUGCUACGGCAUGUACGGCUUCAUGGACAUAGUUUGCAUAGGUCUUAUAAUCCACGAAGGAUCAUCUGUCUACCGGAUCUUUAAGCGCUGGCAGGCGGUGAACCAGAAGUGGAAAGUGCUGAAUUAUGACAAAGCAAAGGACUUAGGGGACCCCAUCAGUUCCAGCAGCAAAAGCACUGUUCGAGUAGAGAGGAACUCUUCUCACACUGUCACAGACAGCAGCCGGAGGGCAAACCGCCAUAUCAGGACUAUUCUCAACCACCACUGUGGCUACACUGUUUUACAUUUCCUCAGCCAGCUAAGACCCAACAACUUGCACAGCAGCAACCAUGAGGUGGUCAUGAGAGUGACCACCGUAUGAAGCUGACUAAAGUGCUGUAAUGUUUAAGGAGGAGAAAAGUGUUGAUUGGGGUUUAAUUAAAUAAAAUCCCAAUCUGCCAUAUAAACACUGCCGUGAACUUCCACUUUCAUAUUUCCUUCUCAGAUUCUGCUGAAGUUAAGGAUGAGUAUUACCUAUUUUGUGAGAAACUUGAAGUUUUUAUUUGAGACUUUAAAUGUGAAGCCUGUGAAUUGAGGAAAAAAAACAGAUUUUGAACAGAUUCUUUCUUAAAGCAAGUAACCAUUUUUAACACUAUGACUAAGGUUUCAAAAUGUAACCAAACAAGUUUGUUUUACUUAGAAAAGAAAAAAAAAAGUUUGAUUUGGAUUUGUUUUUAAGGUUGAUUUGGAUUUGACAACGUAAGGGAGAUUUUGAUGGUGAUAAUGAUUGUGCUUCUACGUAUGACCACUGUAGCAGUUCCCCUUCUAAUGUUUCUGUGUAUUUCUGAGGGUUUGCCAUGAUCUUGGUAACUUGUGCUGUUUUCACUUAAAGUUGAACUGAUGGAUAAGUCAAGAAAAUGCCCAAUAAAACUU
This is a messenger RNA of Pelmatolapia mariae (spotted tilapia), 1064 nucleotides long. RefSeq names its product E3 ubiquitin-protein ligase MARCHF9-like. NCBI's taxonomy places the organism in Eukaryota, Metazoa, Chordata, Actinopteri, Cichliformes, Cichlidae. The record is from RefSeq and is a predicted model, not a curated record. Gene Ontology annotation, molecular function: ubiquitin-protein transferase activity. The annotation marks the transcript as partial. The transcript is spliced from 2 exons. Gene Ontology annotation, biological process: protein ubiquitination.